GAUGGCGGCGUUUGGGUGUUGUGGCUGUUGUUGAAUUUAUUUUUACCUCCGGGGUUACGCUACCAACAAAUUAUUCACUUAAUUACUAUAAACAAUUCCUCGUUUAUUUAUAUAUUUACAAUUAUAUAUAAUAAUAUUACAGUGAUUUUUUUUUUUGACUUAUUGGUUAUAUUUUUAAUAAAAGUGUUUCUGCAAGUGGAUAUUAUUUUUCUCAAUGAAACAAAAAAAUAAAAGAGACGGAGUAACAAUGCGAGAUUAUCGUUAAUAUACCGAAAUAUAUAUAUAUAUAUAUAUACACAUAUAUAUAUUCAUUUAUAGGAUUAUUCGGUAAAAGAGAGAGAUAGGAGUCAGUAAGAGAGUGAGGGCGAGAGAGGGGGAUUUUAAGAGAGCGAGAGAAGGGGCGAGAAAAAAACCGGAAGAGAUCGAAACCCAGUCGAUAACACUGGAGAAAGACGGUGGAGCUUCGGAGGAGGGGGAGAUGUCCGCUGGCACCCAGGGCGAGAUUCGGGUCGGUCCAUCGCACCAGGAAUUGGUUUCUUGUCAGGCCCGUUUGCCUGAUUUCCGGCGGGGUGUGCCAUCAGCAGACCUACCAUCAGAUCAUCCAGAUCACACAAAACAUCGAGAAGAAUUAAGAUGGAGGCCAACGUCACUGGACGGCGAUCUGCUCAUGUAUCUAAGAGCAGCACGUUCAAUGGCUGCAUUUGCUGGUAUGUGUGAUGGAGGUUCACCAGAUGAUGGUUGCGUCGCAGCAUCCCGAGACGACACGACUAUCAACGCACUCGAUAUAUUACACGACUCUGGAUAUGAUCCAGGACGAGCACUUCAAGCUCUUGUCAAGUGUCCAGUCCCCAAAGGCAUCGAUAAAAAAUGGUCCGAGGAAGAAACUAAACGAUUUGUCAAAGGUCUCCGUCAAUUUGGCAAAGAUUUUACACGUAUACGUAAAGAUUUAUUACCCCACAAAGACACACCAGAAUUGGUUGAAUAUUAUUAUUUAUGGAAAAAAACACCAGGUGCAAAUAAUAAUCGUCCCCAUAGACGUAGACGUCAAGGUUCAUUGCGACGUAUACGAAAUACACGUAACUCACGUGCGGGUACUCAGAAAGAGGAGAUACCCACUGUUCAAACUAAAGAAAAUAAUACACCAGCAAACACGACGAGCGCUAAGGAAGCAACUACCGAGCCAGAAACACCGUCUGUCGGUGCUUCGGCAAGUAGUAAUAACAAUAAUAGUACAAGUACUAAUAAUAAUAAUAACAAUAGUAAUAAUAAUAAUCCGGGCGGUGAAGUUAGUUCUGUGACAGAGGACGAUAAUUCGGAGGAAGACAGUGAUUCGCGUGAUACAAAUACAAACGGUUCGGCAUUUGAACGAUCUUGUCAGCAUUGUUUUUCAACAACAUCUAAAGAUUAUCAGAUUGCUGGUAAAGAUAGACUAUUACUUUGUCUGGAAUGUCGAUCACACUUGAAAAAAACAGGAGAAUUACCUCCAGCACCGCCUUAUCUAUUUCGACCUGUACCUGCAGAAUCACCGGACAGUCCCGGUAGAAUGCGGACACGUAAUAAAGCUAAAGAAACACCACGUCCAGCACGACCACGUAGAACUGGAGGUACUGAUACUCCGGAUCAAGAAAAACAACAGCAACAGCAGCAGCAACAGCAACAACAACAGCAAAAUCAACAGACACCUGACAAGAAAAAGAAGUCAACGAAAUCAGAGACGCCGAAGAAAACACAAAAGAGGCCGCAAAUUGAUGAAAACGACGAGGAUAAAGAUCCACAAAAACGUAAACGUGCCGAAAGUCCAUCGGAAUCUCUGACGACUGAUUCAAACUCGCUGAUGGAUGAACCAGAGCGUGAAAACGAAGUUGAUUCCAAUGAGAAUCAACCGUCCUCAAAUGUACCGGUUGUUAAUGAAGAUCCUUUCUCACCAGAAACAACACCCGAAGAAUCCUCAGAAACUACGCCGGUAUCUACACCUAUUCCUCCGCCGGUAAUAACGACUUUACCUAUAAAUGUUCCUGUUAUUCAUGUGCUAGAGAAAAAACCAGUCAUUGAAGAGUCACCACCUGAAAUUAAAACAGAACCUGAAGACUUGAUGAAUCAACAACAGCAGCAGCAGAUGCAGCAGCAUCAACAACAACAGCAGCAGCAACAACAGCAACAACAACAGCAGCAACAACAACAACAGCAACUGCAACCAGUCCCAUUGAAACUAGAACCACUUCCAACAGAGGCUGAAAUGUCUCCAGUGAAUGAGGAAAUAAAAUCGGAACCUGAUUUGCAGCCUCAAAAUUUGAAUAUUAAUCAACAACAUCAACAACAACAGCAGCAGCAACAACAACAACAACAACAGCAGCAGCAUCAGCAGCAGCAACAACAACAACAGCAGCAGCAGCAACAACAACAGCAACAACAACAGAUGCAGCAGCAACCGAUGAUAAAUGAUUUAAGUCAGAAUAUACCAAGAAAUUUAUCACAACCAAUGAGCAAUCCAAUAAUUAUUCCUCAAAGUAUACCUACGGCAUUGCCACCACCCCCACCAUCUCAAUUACCACCUCAACCUCCUCAGGGUCUUCCUCUUAAUAUGCAAUACUCAGGUAGUAUACAAGCCGCUCAAACAGUACCGCAAAAUCUCUCACAAAAUAUAUCGAUACCACAAAAUAUUCCACAACCGAUAGCUCAAAGUUUAGCGGCAUCGCGUGAUAUGAUCCAACCACCAAUGACGAAUCAUGCAGAACCACAGCCUUUGGCUCAGAGUAUACCAGUACCACCGUUGAAUUUAAAUAUACCGCAAAAUUUAUCUCAAAUUUCACAAAUGCCACCUUCACCUCAACCACUUGGUUUGACGGUAAUGCCUACGGAUAAUCGAAUUAAUGAACGACUCAAUGAUGACAGGAUACCAGAACGUAAAUUAUUUGAUCGUAUAGCUGAUAGAAUACCCGAGAGAAUGGAAAAUAAUGACCAUCAUCAUCAUCAUCACCAUCAUCAACAACAACAAGAUCACCAAGAUCGUCCGCCACCGGAACCGGUUAAUCUUUUCCAGCCAAUCCAACCGCCACCGCCGAUGAUUAAUGAAAAACCACCGGCUAUCUACAGUCUUGCCACAACACCGCCAAUGGAACCGCAAAACUUAAAAAUAAAACAAGAAAUCAUUCAUCCAGAACCGGAUCCUCUCCAGAGUCUUAAAGAAGUUAAAGUUCCUGGAUUCCAAGGCGGUUUUCCAGGUCCGAGCUUAGACAAUAUUAAGAAAGAUCCAGACGCAAGUAAACCUCCAACGCCGAGCAAACACUCGAGCCAACAGCCUCUGGCUCAACAGCAGCAGCAACAGCAACAGCAGCAACAACCUGUACCAAUACAACAGUCAAUAGCAGCAUCUCCAACACCACUACCUCCACCUACGUCAAUUCCCCAGCCUGUAAUGCACCCAAGUCAGCAACCAAGUCCUCACAUGGCUCAUCCGUUCCACCCACAUCAUCCGUUGAUGCAUCAUUCACUAUUUGCCGCAAUGCAUCCUUACCAUGCCCACGGUUACCCGGGUUACCCUCCAGUCAGUGGUUACCCGUCAUUUCCACCUUACGCUUACGGACCACCAGUUCCUCAUGCCAUUCCUCCGCCAUCUCCACAGCGUAGUCAAGAAAGCACGACAAUGAUGACUGCCCAUCACUCGAGUUCGAGUUCUAGUGUAACUACGCGCGAGGAAGGCGAAAAUCUGAUAGCAACUCAUCAUCAUUCUUCGUCAAGUCAUCAUCAAGCUGCUACGCUGCAUCACGAUAAGUUACUCAGUAUUUCAUCGCAUUCGUCGCACAGUCAUUCAUCAUCGCACAGCAGCUCACAGCACAAUAGUCAACGUAAACAACAACAGCAACCACCACCUCAAAUGGUACAGCAACAAGGAUGUUUGACGCCAUCGAGUGGAAUGCAUCAUCAUCAUCGUGGGCCACCGUCAUCUGUCCCACCCAGCAUACAGCAACCACCAAUUAUUGAGCCUAAGGUUGAAGAAAUGAUGGAACCAGAGCCAGAAGAAUCACCAAGUCCACGUGGUCCGUCACCCGAACCGCGUAUCGAAGAUUCCGAGUGUCAUCGUUCACAGUCAGCGAUAUUUUUACGUCACUGGAAUCGCGGUGAAAAUAAUAGCUGUACACGUACAGAUCUUAUGUUUAAACCAGUGCCUGAUUCAAAAUUAGCACGUAAGCGGGAAGAACGGUCACGUAAACAAGCAGAACGUGAGCGCGAAGAACGUGAUCGUGCUGCUCAACAAGCCCGUAAAAUGUCAACGCCUGAAAAACAACCUGAAGUUUGUAAACCACCAAGUCGUGGACCAAUGGAACCAGUUGUGUCGCCUUACGACAGGUACGCAGCGACGCGUCCAAGUUCUUACACAGACACACCGGCAUUGAGACAGCUAUCGGAAUACGCGCGUCCCCAUGCUGGUUACUCACCAGCUCGACAUCCUGGACCACCAGAUCCAAUGCUACACUACAUGUACGCACCUGGUGCACGUGAAAGGCUCGAGCUUGAACACAUGGAGCGCGAAAAACGUGAGCGAGAGAUUAGAGAAUUAAGGGAACGUGAACUGAGCGAUAGAUUGAAAGAGGAAUUGAUGAAAGGAACGCCUAGACCUAUGCCAGCACCUGUUGAUCCCCAUUGGAUUGAAAUACAGAGGAGAUACGCUGCUGCAGGAUUAGCCCCUGGACCUUCUGGACCACCUCAUAGUCUUCAGCAUCUUGGGUUCUACGGUGCGCCACCUGGUCCGAGUCAGUUAGACCGCGAACGUAUGGAACGACUAGGGAUUCCCACUGGAGCCGGCGGGGGGCCAGCGGGCGCAGGAGCCGGCCAUCCUGUUGCACAUCAUCAUGGCCAGCUUGACGAGCGACUGGCUCUAGCUGCCGAUCCGAUGAUCCGAUUACAGAUGGCUGGCAUCUCGCCCGAAUAUCAUGCUCACACUCACGCGCAUACUCACGCGCAUACCCACUUGCACCUACAUCCAGGACAACAGCAGGCCCAGCAACAAGCACAGCAACAACAGGAAAUGGCUGCCGCUGCCGCUGGAUACCCCCUGCCUGCGGCGGCUGGUGCUAAUUACCCACGACCAGGAAUGAUGCAACGUGACCCAACACUUGGAUUACAUCCAGCGGAAUUAUUAUCACGACCUUAUGCUGAUAUUGCAGCGGCGGCACAUCAUGAACAAAUUCAACGUCACCUUAUGAUGGAACGCGAACGCGGAUAUCCUCCAAGUCAUGCGUCUUUAGUUGCUCAUCAUGAAGAAUACUUAAGAAAUUUUUAUUAUAGACAACAACGUGAACGUGAACUAAAAGUUCGUGCAUUAGAAGAAGCAGCUCGUGGAUCACGACAAUGAAAUAAUAAUUAUUUUAGUUAAAAUAUAUUUAUAUAAAUAACAAUUUAAAUAAUUUAUAUUAUUAUUAUUAUAUUGAUAAAUUAGCAAUUAUUUAAGUAAUUCGUCCUGGAACCUUAGUAUGAAUUUUUAUUUGUUUUUUAUUAUUUAGUUAACUCAAUUUAUUAAUUAAUGCAUUAAUAAUAGAAAUAGGGAUGAUUAAUGAUAAUUAUUAACAAUUAUUAUAUUUUUUUCUAAGCAAUUAUUUUAAAAUAAUUAACAAUACAUUUUUUAAUUAGUUUUUUUUUAACAUUUUUUUUGUUUAAAUAAAAAAAUGUUUUAUUCCAGGACGGAGAAAGUGCGAAUUUUAAUUACAUGAGUUAAUUUUUUUUUUCUUAAGGAAAAAAUGAAAUAAAAAAUUUGACUAUUUACUUAUAAAUAUAUAUAUAAAUUUUAGUAUAUAUUUAUAUAUACAUAUAUGAAUAUAUGAAUAUAAAUAAAUAUAUAUUGAACGUUUCAUUGGCUAAAACAAACUAUUUUUAGUGUAUGAAACGUUGUGUAAUAUUGUCCAUUGUAAAUACGGAGAAAAAAAAAUAAUGAAAUGAAAGAAAGAAAAAUAAACGAGAUCGCGGAAGAAAGAGAAAGAAAAUAAAUAGAAUUUCAUAGAUAAUAAAAAAAGUAAAUAAAUAAAUAAAACAAAUAAAAACUUUUUUAAAUAAAUUAAUUAGUAUAAAUAAUAGUAUUUUUUUUAUGUCAUUUUUAAGUGUAGAAAAAUUUUAACUUUUAUGGCAAUUAAUAAUAAAUUAUUAAUAAUUAAAAUAAAUAUAAAAAAAACUAUUAACGUAAGAUAAUAAAAAUAGUAUUGAAUUUAAUUAUUUUGUAUAUUUUAAUCUAUUAAUCUUUAAUUAUAAUAAUUAACUUAUACAUAAUUAAUAAUUUAUUAUGUAAGCGAAUUAUUAUUAAUAUUUGCUGUGGGAUUUUUAUUUUAGUGUAAAAAUGUUUUAUGAAAUUUACUUAAUGGCAUAUUUAAGAUUUUUUUUUAAUUAUUUUAUUUAAUAAAUCUUUUUAUUUGCCAAUUUAAUAAAAUAGUGUAUAAAUAAAUCAAAAUGAAGCCUUUAGAUGAAAAUAAAAAUUUUUAAAACAAUUGUCUUUUGUUUCUCUUUACUUUAAAUCUCAUCUUUUCUUUUCUUUCUUUUCCAUUUUCGCGAGCUAACAUUCAAAAAUAAAAUAUUUUUUAAAUUAUAAAUUAGACAAUUGCGUUAAAUGGCCUAGUUUUUCUCUCAUUUUAAUGACUCAGUUUUUAAUAUUUUCUAACUCAGUAAAAAUUAUUAAAAAAAAAAAAAUAAAUUACAUUUAUCAAUUGACUUAUUAUUAAUUAUAAAAAUAAAGAUUUUUUUAUAGAAUCUUAAAUAUUUAUUUCCCCAAGUUUUUUAUUCUUAAUAAAUAAACUAGGUCAUUUAUUUAAAUUGAGUGAAAUAAAAUUUUUAAAACUCUUUUAAAAAAUAAACUCUAAAGUUUUAAAUUUAAAAAAUAAAAACACUUGGGUGCGUGUAAAUUGUAAAGCUUAAAAAGAUAUCCAAUGUAAUCUAGUUGUUAAAUGAAAAUUAAAAAAAAAAAAACUAUUUCAUACAAACAUUAAAAUUAAAAAAAAACCAAA
Microplitis mediator is the source of this 6986-nucleotide messenger RNA. RefSeq names its product arginine-glutamic acid dipeptide repeats protein-like. The transcript has 7 exons. Gene Ontology annotation, molecular function: transcription corepressor activity. The record is from RefSeq and is a predicted model, not a curated record. The coding region runs from base 479 to 5353 and encodes 1624 amino acids. NCBI's taxonomy places the organism in Eukaryota, Metazoa, Arthropoda, Insecta, Hymenoptera, Braconidae. Gene Ontology annotation, cellular component: nucleus.